This is a messenger RNA of Melozone crissalis (California towhee), 1278 nucleotides long. It is a transcript of the gene ZNF475, whose product is annotated as zinc finger protein 474. The transcript is spliced from 5 exons. The record is from RefSeq and is a predicted model, not a curated record. NCBI's taxonomy places the organism in Eukaryota, Metazoa, Chordata, Aves, Passeriformes, Passerellidae.
AUGCUGCCAUAUGUCCCUUCUCCCCCAGACAACAGGGGAAAGGGAUUGAGAGAAGGGUCCCUGCGCAAGGAUGCAGAGCCUGAGCGAAGUCGCUCCCCACAGAACGUUGCCCGGUGCUCAGCUGGGCAGGCGGUCCCGUCAGCCCACCAUGAAAAGACAGCCCGUGCGGCUCCCUGCGCCCCCCUCAGCGCCCCGUGGGCCGCAGGCGGGGCCGCCCGCGCGAUGACUGACAGCCGCCCUCGCCAAUCAGCGGCCGCGCCGAAGGCAGGGAUUUGCACGCGGCGCGGCGUUGCCGCGGAAACAUAUGUCAAGAAAAACAAUGUGAACAAAACUUGUAGUAGUCUAUCAAGUGCUGAAGAAGCCAUUAUUAUCUCUAACACCUUGCCUUUAGAGCAAGUUUCAUGAUCUUAUGUGCCAGAUCUUCCCAGAAUUUUUCCCGAAGUAGUACAUCUAGGAAUCUGGAUCUCAGAAGAGUCAAAUUCUUCAGACAUGUCUCAAACACCAAGAAGACCUCCCUUCAAGGUAUGCUAUAUCUGUGGCAGAGAAUUUGGGUCACAAUCUAUUGCUAUACAUGAACCUAAGUGCCUGGAGAAGUGGCGUAUUGAGAACAAUCAGCUACCAAAGCACCUUAGAAGGCCAGAGCCCAAGAAACCUGAGGCCCUUACUGGUUCUGGUUCCUAUACACUUGCAGAUGAAAAUGAAGCAGCUUAUUAUAGUGCUCAAGCCCAGCUGGUGCCCUGUAGAAAGUGUGGCCGAACCUUUUUUCCUGACCGUCUCCCUGUGCACGAAAGGUGCUGCAAAGGAGGCGGCAGUGGUGCGAGGCUCCCAAGCGCUGCUGCUAGUAAAUCUGGUAAAGCACCAAGAUCUGGACCUGGCCCAGCAAGUGGUAUUCAACCUGAGGCCCAUCAAGGAGCAAGCAGGGCUGCACCAGCUGUGUCAGACCAGGCAAAAGUGAUAAGACGGCCGCCAACAGUGAUUUGCUACAUAUGUGGCCGUGAGUAUGGAACAAAAUCUAUUAGUAUACAUGAGCCACAAUGCCUGAAAAAAUGGCACCAGGAGAAUGAAAACCUCCCCAAGCACUUGAGAAGGCCAGAACCCAAAAAACCUGAAGUCAGGACUGUGCAAGCCAAAGGUUUCUAUGAUCUUGAUGCUCUAAAUGAGGCUGCCUGGACCAGUGCCCAAGCCCAGCUAGUUCCAUGUGAUAUUUGCGGGCGUACUUUUCUUCCAGACAGACUGAUCGUCCACCAGAGGUCCUGUAAACCAAAACCUGCAAAGUGA